CGUCUCGGUCUCUCUCUCUCCUCUCUCUAACUCACUGCUCUCGUGCACCACUUCUCUUCCCUCUGACUCCAUCCUUCUCCAUCUGUUCCCUGUCAAACUUCUGUCUGUCUUUUUAGGUUUUCUGAAGGAGAUGACUCGGUAACUACUAUAUAACCCUGGCGUACUCAACAUCCAAUAUGCGUCACCUCUUAUCACUGCUCGUGCUUCUGAUCGCAUCGGCCGCCCUGGUCUCCGCCGUCCCCGCCGGCUCCAUUAUCACUCCACAACCACCCGUCGAACCCGUUCACCUUCUCUCUUCCCAGCCUUCUGAUCCCCGAAGGCCAUGGACUCGCCUCCGUGACUGGGUUAUCGAGUCCAUAUGGGGCAUUGAAAAACCCGCUUCUCGUCGAUUCCCACUCAACGAUUCCCCGCGCAAUCGCUCUCCUCCCUCCCGGAUCCUGGCGCGCUACGGUAGUGACGUCGUACUUCGUUUCAGCCUGCGCGAUCACGAUGAGGCCGAAGCACUGGCCCAGGCCGCAGACAUUCUAUUCCUGGACGUAUGGGCGUCUACUCCAGCAUUCGUAGAUAUCCGGCUGGCCGAGGAAGUCAUCCCCUCGUUAUUGGGCUUACUACCAAAUUCCCUCCAGACUGCAUAUACCCCCCUGAUAGAAAACUUGGCAGAGAGAAUCUAUACGACCUAUCCAUCGAAAAAGCCCAUAGGGCUUGAAGGACAAUCCGGAUUUGCGCCCUCAAAUCGGCCUGCGCCGAAAUUUGGCGACCUUUUCUUCCACGAGUAUCAGCCUCUGUCCGUCAUUGUUCCAUGGAUGCGCCUACUAGCUUCCAUGUUUCCAUCACAUGUGCGCAUGAUUAGCAUUGGAGUAUCUUACGAGGGUCGCGAAAUUCCCGCCCUCCGACUGAGCGCAGGCAGCUCCACCGCGGCGUCAGGCCCUCGUAAAACCAUCAUCGUCACGGGUGGUAGCCAUGCUCGCGAAUGGAUCGGCACCUCAACCGUAAACCAUGUCAUGUACACUCUCAUUACGAAGUACGGGAAAUCCAAGGCCGUCACCCGCCUUCUACAGGACUUUGACUGGGUCAUGAUCCCCACGAUCAAUCCCGACGGCUAUGUCUAUACCUGGGAGACGGACCGACUAUGGCGCAAGAAUCGACAGCGAACCAGCCUACGCUUCUGUCCCGGGAUCGACCUUGACCGCGCCUGGGGCUUCGAAUGGGAUGGCGGUCGGACCCGCGCGAACCCUUGUUCCGAAAAUUAUGCUGGAGACGAGCCUUUCGAGGGCAUGGAAGCACAGCAAUUGGCACAGUGGGCGCUCAAUGAGACGCAAAACAACAAUGCUGACAUCGUGAGCUUCCUUGACCUUCACUCUUACUCUCAAACAAUUCUCUAUCCCUUCUCCUACUCCUGCUCGUCGAUACCCCCAACACUUGAGACCCUGGAAGAACUAGGCCUAGGCCUAGCCAAGGCUAUUCGUUACGCGACUCACGAAGUCUACGAUGUCACAUCCGCCUGCGAAGGCAUCGUCACUGCCAGUGCGGCAGACACCAACCCCGGGCGAUUCUUCCCCAUUGGCGGCAACUCUGGUGGCAGUGCCUUAGACUGGUUCUACCACCAAGUGCACGCGACCUUUUCGUAUCAGAUCAAGCUUCGUGAUCGCGGGAGCUACGGGUUCCUCCUCCCUUCCGAACACAUCAUUCCCACCGGCAAGGAGAUCUACAAUGUCGUUCUGAAGCUAGGAUCCUUCCUCAUCGGGGGCGACUCAUUCGACGUCGAUUGGGAAUCAGAACUCUUCGAUCUGUCAAAGGAGGAGUCGGAUCUGGACACCCGCUAUCCAAACUCUAAUGACCGCUCCCCGGCAUAUCUACACAACGCCAACGACCCAGUACCUCACACCGGCGAGGACGAAGACGCGGACGAAGACGCGGACGAAGACGAGGAAUGGGUGAUUGUGGAGGAAGAGGACUUUGAAGACGAUAAUGACGAAGAAGAGAAGGAAGAUGCAUAUUGGGCCACCGAACACACAUUCGAAUUCCGGCGACGACGCUGACGAUGAACAAACAAACUAAUUAAACCUAUUUAUAUGACUCCCCACCCAUAUACUCUCCUUUUGAUGACGAUCAAUAACGACUAAUGACGGCUUUGCGGGACUGAUGGACAUGUUUAUCAUGUUCUGUCUAUCAAAUCUCCCUUACAUCUUAGAUAGUGUCUUUUCCACGUGCCUAUAGCCUAUACCGCUUAGGUGUGUUCUCUACAUAAUUAAACACAGAGUAAUUCAAUGAAUCGUCCUACCAAGUAUU
This is a messenger RNA of Aspergillus eucalypticola CBS 122712, 2289 nucleotides long. Its product is annotated as M14 family metallopeptidase. Lineage: Eukaryota; Fungi; Ascomycota; Eurotiomycetes; Eurotiales; Aspergillaceae. The transcript has 2 exons. Gene Ontology annotation, biological process: proteolysis. Bases 177 to 2039 code for a protein of 620 amino acids. The record is from RefSeq and is a predicted model, not a curated record. Gene Ontology annotation, molecular function: zinc ion binding; metallocarboxypeptidase activity.